ACAACAUGUCUCCAAGAUUUCUCUCUCCCAAUACAAAGAUUCCUCCUCUCCCCCUCUCUACUCUACUGUGAGUAAGAUCUUCACGUGGUCCAUGACAGAAACCCACCUCUUGUUCUAGUUUGACACUACAAAACCCACUCACAGGUGUUUUAGCUCCUGUUUCAUUCCUCUAUACUAAUGUCUAUAAACUCAAACUCUCUCCUUUUCGUUGAAACAAGCAAAACAAAAUAAUCUUUGUUUUCUUCCUUCCUUUUUCCUUCUUGUUUAGUCAUUUCUAAUCUCAUUUUUUCUACCUGUUUGAUGGUUUAUGGAGAAUCCAAAUAAAUCACUCAAUAGUUUUUACAACUACCCUUUCCAAAAUCUAGCCGAUUCAUGCUGCAUGUCCAAUAAGAAGAAGGAGAAAUGGAAGAUUCAGUCACAAUUACAAAAUCCCUUUUCUCUAUACACCCACAUUUUCUUGCUUCUGCUCAUUUCUGCAUUUCAACCAGUUUCGAGCCAAGUUUGGGAUGGUGUGAUUGUCACCCAAGCUGAUUUUCAAGCACUGCAAGCCUUCAAGCAUGAACUGGUUGAUCCAAAAGGCAUCUUGAGAAGCUGGAAUGACAGUGGCUAUGGAGCUUGUUCUGGUGGUUGGAUUGGAAUCAAGUGUGCUCAAGGCCAAGUUAUUGUAAUCCAGCUUCCUUGGAAAGGACUAGGGGGCAGAAUCACUGAGAAAAUUGGCCAACUUCAAGAACUAAGAAAGCUUAGCCUCCAUGACAAUGUCAUCGGUGGCUCAAUCCCUCAAGAAUUGGGAUUUCUCCCCAAUCUUAGAGGUGUUCAGUUAUUCAAUAACCGGUUGUCAGGUUCAAUCCCUCCUUCAUUAGGUUCUUGCCCUUUGCUUCAAACUCUAGACCUUAGUAAUAAUUUACUCACUGGGUCUAUCCCCUUUAGUCUUGCAAACUCUACCAAGCUUUUUAGGCUCAAUUUGAGCCACAAUUCACUUUCGGGUUUAAUCCCAGUUAGUCUCACAAGCUCUUCUUCCCUGAUUUUCCUUGAUCUUCAAUACAAUAACCUCUCUGGUGCCAUUCCAAACUCUUGGGGUGCAACGCAAAAGAAGAGUAACUUUCUUCCACUUCAGCACUUAUCCCUUAGUCAUAACUUCUUUUCUGGAAGUAUUCCUGCUUCUUUGGGCAAGCUGAGAGAGCUCCAAGAUAUUUAUGUUAGUCACAACCAAAUAAAUGGAGCUAUACCUGUUGAAAUAGGGGGGCUCUCUAGGCUUAGAACACUUGAUCUUUCCAAUAAUGCCAUUAAUGGAAGCUUGUCUGAUAGCCUUUCCAAUAUAUCCUCUCUUGUUCUGUUGAAUCUCGAGAACAAUUACCUUGAUAACCGAAUUCCAGAAGCCAUUGGCAGAUUGCAUAAUCUCUCUGUCCUCAACUUGAAGGGAAACCAAUUUAGUGGUCACAUUCCUGCAACAAUAGGAAACAUUUCUACACUCACACAACUUGACGUGUCCGAGAAUAAGCUCAGUGGAGAAAUUCCAGAUUCCCUUGCCGACCUAAAUAACCUUAUUUCAUUCAAUGUUUCUUACAAUAACCUCUCAGGUCCUGUUCCCAUUCCUCUAUCUCAAAAGUUCAAUUCAAGCUCUUUCGUGGGGAAUAUUCAACUAUGUGGAUAUAGUGGUACUGCUCCAUGUCCUUCCCAUGCGCCUUCCCCAAGUGUCCCAGUUUCACCACCAGAGAAACCGAAGAAACAUCAUCGUAAACUGAGCACAAAAGACAUAAUUCUCAUUGCAGCAGGAGCUCUUCUCGUUGUAAUGCUUAUAAUUUGCUGCAUUUUGCUUUGCUGUUUGAUAAGGAAAAGGGCUGCAUCAAAAUCAAAUAAUGGUCAAGCCACGACAAGGGCAGCAGCGGCAAGAGGCGAAAAGGGGGUCCCGCCUGCGGCAGGUGAAGUUGAAUCUGGUGGAGAAGCUGGAGGGAAACUAGUCCAUUUUGAUGGGCCAAUGGUUUUUACAGCUGAUGAUCUUUUGUGCGCAACUGCUGAAAUUAUGGGAAAGAGCACUUAUGGGACUGUCUAUAGGGCCACAUUAGAGGAUGGGAAUCAAGUUGCAGUGAAAAGAUUAAGAGAAAAGAUCACCAAGGGCCAAAGAGAGUUCGAAAGCGAGGUUAAUGUGCUUGGUAAAAUCCGGCACCCAAAUCUUUUGGCAUUAAGGGCAUAUUAUUUGGGACCUAAAGGAGAGAAGCUUCUUGUUUUCGACUACAUACCUAAAGGGAGUCUGGCAACAUUCCUCCAUGCUAGAGGACCUGAUACACUAAUUGAUUGGCCAACAAGAAUGAAAAUAGCUCAGGGCAUGACGCGCGGCCUGUUCUAUCUUCACAACAACGAGAAUAUCAUACAUGGAAACCUUACAUCAAGCAAUGUCCUUCUUGAUGAGCGCACAAAUGCAAAAAUCGCAGAUUAUGGCCUAUCUCGGCUAAUGACAGCUGCUGCCAGCACUAAUGUAAUUGCAACUGCAAGUGUAUUAGGAUAUCGAGCACCAGAGCUUUCAAAGCUUAAGAAAGCAAACACAAAAACAGAUGUAUACAGCCUUGGAGUGAUUAUUUUGGAACUUCUUACAGGGAAGUCUCCUGGUGAGGCAAUGAAUGGAGUGGAUUUGCCUCAAUGGGUUGCCUCUAUUGUCAAAGAAGAGUGGACCAACGAAGUUUUUGACUUAGAAUUGAUGAAAGAUGCCUCGAUAAUCGGUGAUGAGUUGCUCAACACAUUGAAAUUGGCUUUGCAUUGUGUUGAUCCCUCACCUUCAGCACGACCAGAAGUUCAACUAGUCCUCCAGCAAUUGGAAGAGAUUAGACCAGAGACAGCUGCAAGUCCCGGACCUUCCGGAGAUGACGGUGCAGGAGUUCCUUCAACAAGUGAUUAAGGAAGGGACUCUAGAAAUGGGGUUACUUAUUUGGUGGCCAGAGAGUUUAGGAAAUAGAGUAGACCACUAUAAUUCUUUCAUUCUUGAGUCUUGGUUUUGAGCGUUAUUAUUAGUGUAUGUAGGUUCUUCCAAUUGAUCCGAAAAACAGGACAGUUUUCCGAUCAUGUUGCAUCACUGAUAUAUAUAUGAAUCUACAAAUCUUUCAUUAUUGA
Molecule: messenger RNA, 3102 nt
Organism: Populus nigra (black poplar)
Lineage: Eukaryota; Viridiplantae; Streptophyta; Magnoliopsida; Malpighiales; Salicaceae
Product: probably inactive leucine-rich repeat receptor-like protein kinase IMK2
Exons: 2
Coding region: 308-2890 (860 amino acids)
Biological process (GO): protein phosphorylation
Molecular function (GO): ATP binding; protein kinase activity; protein binding
Source: RefSeq, a predicted model, not a curated record